Molecule: messenger RNA, 1899 nt
Organism: Chlamydomonas reinhardtii
Lineage: Eukaryota; Viridiplantae; Chlorophyta; Chlorophyceae; Chlamydomonadales; Chlamydomonadaceae
Exons: 6
Coding region: 29-919 (296 amino acids)
Source: RefSeq, a predicted model, not a curated record
AAUAUAAGCUCUAAUCCAUUCGUUUAAAAUGGCUGCCCUUGCUUCCCAACGCCUGAACCUCGGCGCUGCAACACCUCUGCGCGCACCUCGCGCUCCGAUUCAUGUGUCGGCAUGCCUAAGAUCGGCUGCUGGCAGCAAGGUUGCUAAGAGUGCAGGCCUGGGCGUCGCGCAGCUUGGCACGGCUGCAAGCAGGCCUGCGGGCACCCAGCGGCAGGCGAUUAAGGUGUCGGCCUUCUGGCGCCGUGAGCCGCCCGCCCCGCUGGACCCCAACUCGCCCGAGCAGGUCGCGCUCCGCAGCAGCGCCGGCUGGCAGAAGAGCCUGAGCUUCGUGGCGUUCUGGCUGCAGCUGGCACUGACCAUCGUGUCGGCGGGCGUGCUGGUUUUCAGCCUCAUGGUCAGCAACGUGGCGGCCACGAACGUGCCCGCCUGGCCGCGCUACUUCACCGCCGCGGGCAUCGUGGCCGCCUUCCUGUCCACCUUCUUCGCGCACGGCUUCCUGCGCCUGGCGCGCAACCUGUCGGCCGGCGAGGCCGUGAACCCCGGCUGGCUGGGCGCCAACCUGCUGCGCUGCAACGCGCUCAACGUGGCCGGGAUCGCGCUGACGGUGGUGGGCCUGCAGGCGUCCGUGGGCACGCUGGUGGCCAAGUCGCUGAUGACGUCGGUGCAGGGCGCCUUCGCCGCCAACGCCGCCAACGCACUCGUGUCCAUCGACGUCUUCUCGCUGCAGGCCGCCACCAACACGGUGCUGUCGCACGUGGUGUCGCUCAUCUUCACCAACAUGAUGCUGGGCGUGGUGGGCGGCGCGCGCAACGCCGCGGGCGGCGCCACCGCCAACGGUGUGGAGCUGGGCGCCGAUGGCAUGUCGCCUGUGCGGCCCUCCACUCUGGGCUACAGCCCUUGGAACCUCAAGGCCGAUUAAGGCGGCCGCAAGCAGGUGGCGUGGAUGGCGAGGCUGCAGCAAAAAGGCAAAAGCAUGGUAAGAUCAGGUCGUGGCGAAGACCGCGGAGGCACGGUGGGGGUGAGUCCGACAGCCGUGGCCGCGGCAGUCAUGGCUCAGGCGGCUGCGAGCGGCUGCCCGGUUACAACUGCGUGUGGGCGUGCUGUACUAAGGCCGGUUGCAGGGCGUGGCUAGCAGUGCGCGGUGGGUGUCUGCACUUGGCCCGGCUUGGCUUUCCUGGGCCAGGGACGGAGGGUGGCCGGCUAACACGGCUGACUCAGGGCUAAGUGGGAUUUGGCGUGCGAGGCAGCCAGGCAUAGCUCCGGCCCGUGACAAAGCGAUUGCCGCCUUUGGGCAUAUGCCACUGUGCCACACUGCCACGGGUCUUGCUGGUGGGAUGUAUGAGCUGGUUGGCUUCGGCUGGCCUGAUAGCUUCAGACCACAAGGUCUGGGUUGGCAGGAAAUGCUGGAUGAUGCACAGGUUGUUGUGAUUGCAGCGGAAUGGGUUGCUAUGUUCGUGCAACGGCCUUCUAAAUUCAAUUGAGAGGAAACAAAGUAAGUAUGUACCUUACUGAGGCUCUGAGGCCCAGCGUUUGGUGUUUGACUUUACAAAGGGAGUCGUGGCAUGCUGUGGGGGAGCAUGCGAUGCCGAUAUAUACAAUCUUUUUUUCCAGGCGUGGUUUGGUGAGCUCGAGUGGCAUUUGGUGAUGUGCCUGUUCUGGGAUCUGCCGGGCUGGGUGGUCCGGACCGUAUCUUCGCAUCCUCGCCAUUGCGGAGGUGAGGAAGCCGGUAAGCAAUCAAGCAAUGAAGUUUAUGACACUGAGGCGUACAAGGACGUGCGAAGCUGUGUGUGUGAAGGGCCCCCCACACGGCGCUAACGCAGCCGGCUUUCGUGGCUGACUUUGGCGUAUCUAGCUUGACCAUUCGAUAGAUUCCCUGUAAAGCUGUAAAGAUGGUCUGGA